AUUUGCACUUUCUUUAAUCCUCCUCCAUUUGUCCCAUUAUCAAUCUCUCCUCUAUAAAAAUCUCUCAUAAAUUUAUAAACUCCAUAACUCCUUCAAAUAUGUCAAUGACACCAAAUACUGAGUUCGAAAACCAAAAUACUAUACUAGAUAUCGAUAUUAUGAUCGAUGAUUCGCCUCCCUCCUCUUCAGAAAAGCGAGAAGACGUCCAUAGCCUUCUCGCUUUAAUUGGACUACGAUUCAUGGUAUCCUCAAUGCUAACGAGGAUCCAUGCAGGGUAUUUUAGAAUAAGCUUAUCUUUAUGCUGGGAAACUUUAUUAUGGAAAACGCUUCUCGACCCAACUAAUAGCGAAACAAAAUUUCUACACCGUAUACCUCAAAUGGUCUAUCGUCCCGUUUUAAUUUUCCUAUGGUCGUUUGCCUUAUUCAUUCUGGUUCUACUUUCUUUGCUCUACUUAUUAAGGUGCAUCUUUCGAUUUAAUUUGGUCAAGGGGGAGUUUUUACACCAUGUUGGUGUCAAUUACCUUUUUGCCCCUUGGAUUUCUUGGCUCAUUUUACUUGAAUCCUUCCCCUUUAUAGCACCAAAACACAUAGGUUACAAAGCCCUUUGGUGGGUCUUUGCUUUACCCGUUGUAAUUUUAGAUAUAAAAAUUUAUGGCCAAUGGUUCACUAAAGGGAAAAGAUUCUUAACAGCCGUGGCUAACCCUACGAGCCAUUUAUCGGUCAUAGGGAACCUAGUUGGGGCUCGAGCCGCGGCUAAAAUGGGCUGGCAAGAGGUAUCAGUUUGCUUAUUUUCUUUAGGUAUGGUUCAUUAUUUAGUCCUUUUUGUUACCUUGUAUCAAAGGUUAUCGGGAAGUGACCGGCUACCGGCUAUGUUGCGGCCCGUUUUCUUCUUGUUCUCGGCGGCUCCCAGUAUGGCUAGCUUGGCUUGGGCUUCAAUUACCGGAAGCUUCGAUACGGCUUCAAAGAUGCUCUUCUUUCUAUCGUUGUUCCUCUUUACGUCACUGAUAUGCAGGCCAACUCUCUUCAAGAAAUCAAUGAGAAAAUUCAAUGUGGCAUGGUGGGCAUAUUCAUAUCCAGUAACACUACUAGCUUUGGCAUCCACAAGAUAUGCAAAAGAAGUCAAAGGAGAAGUGCCACACACCAUAAUGCUCACUCUAUCAUCUCUCUCAGUUUUAGUCAUCAUUGCCCUCUUGCUCUUCACUGCUCUUUACUCUAAAAUCCUCUUACGUGAUGAUGAUCCUUGUCUCAAGCUACCCAAGCAUUCUCGUUUAUGCAUUCAGAAUUUUAAAUAAGUGUGUAUUCGAGCUUAGAAAAAAUGUUUUUUUUUUUUCCGUUCGCUAUCGACUAUGACUGAGUUUAGUGGUCUCCAGCUAGGAGUCUCUAUCUCAUGAGUAAGCUCUAUGUAUUAAUUAGUUAAUUAUAUUAUACUAAUAAUUAAUUAAGAGAUUAGGGCUGGUAGCUAGAAGUCAUUAUCGUUCCUUAAGUAACAUAUAUUAUUGUAUGGAAAUAUCGUCUAUUUGCCAUAACUAGUCUUUAGUUGUCAAGUUAGACUUGUAUUCAAAUAUUGUUUGGGUUCUAUGUAUUACUUAAUUCAUACUGAUUUUAAUAAGUAGAUCUUCUGUUUA
Messenger RNA from Capsicum annuum, 1625 nucleotides. RefSeq names its product S-type anion channel SLAH4. Gene Ontology annotation, biological process: intracellular monoatomic ion homeostasis; transmembrane transport. The record is from RefSeq and is a predicted model, not a curated record. Lineage: Eukaryota; Viridiplantae; Streptophyta; Magnoliopsida; Solanales; Solanaceae. Gene Ontology annotation, molecular function: voltage-gated monoatomic anion channel activity. The coding region runs from base 99 to 1292 and encodes 397 amino acids. Gene Ontology annotation, cellular component: membrane. The transcript is spliced from 2 exons.